Molecule: messenger RNA, 1420 nt
Organism: Hyla sarda
Lineage: Eukaryota; Metazoa; Chordata; Amphibia; Anura; Hylidae
Exons: 9
Coding region: 233-1234 (333 amino acids)
Biological process (GO): immune response
Cellular component (GO): lysosome
Molecular function (GO): cysteine-type endopeptidase activity
Source: RefSeq, a predicted model, not a curated record
GACUGACUUGAGGCCUCCUAUGGACUCCAGACACACACUAGGACUUGACUGCACUGCAACUCAACAGAAAAAGAUGCAUGAUGCCAUGAUUAAGCGUCUCUAAGGCCCAAAACUCGAAGGGACCUGCCAACUUGUCUGCUGCCUAUUGACUGGUGGCACAGCCUGAAUUGAGCUAGACAUUGGUUUUCUUUCCAGAAUAAGGUUUAAUAAAUCUCCUCAAAGCUUAUAAAGGAUGCAUCUGGAGAAACUGGUGCUGAUUUUGUCUGCCAUCACAUGCGUCCUGUCUUCUCAGCUUCUUGACCAGGAAUGGGAAGCAUGGAAGGCCAAACAUGAAAAGGAGUACAGCAAUUUUCACCAGGAGAUGCACCGGAGGAAAGCUUGGGAGGCAACUUGGCAUAAAGUGCAGAAACACAACGAACUGGCCAACCAGGGUCUAUCCAAAUACAGAAUGGCCAUGAAUAAGUUUGCUGAUAUGACACCAAAGGAACGUACUUCCAGGAAAUGUUUAUUUUCAAAUAGAAAGUCAACAUCCCUGAACAAUCUUCCUAUGCAGCAUAAGUCCAGGGCUCUCAAUAUACCAGAUUCAGUUGACUGGAGGGAUUCCGGAUGUGUGAGCCCUGUAAAAAGUCAAGGUCUAUGUGGAUCCUGCUGGGCCUUUGCCACUGUGAGUGUAUUUGAGUCGCUUCAUUGUAUCAAGAACAAAAAGCUGGUUAAAUUCAGUGAGCAGCAGCUUGUAGACUGUGACAAUGAAGAUCAAAAUGACGGCUGCUGUGGAGGAUUUCCGGAGAAAGCAAUGGCAUACGUUACAAGUCGCGGCUUCAUGAAAGCCAAAGAUUAUAAAUAUAAGGCCACGCAACAUGACUGUUCAUACAAUCCUAAAAAGGCGAUAACUUUCAAUGUGACCAAAUAUUAUGUUCUGCCUGAAGAGGAAAAUAUGGCCGUGUCCCUGGCAAUGAAUGGACCAUUAACAGUUGGAAUUGAUGCAAGUGAUGACUUCAGCUUGUACAGUAAUGGUAUUUUUGAUGGAGAAUGUGGGACAGAGUUAUCCCAUGCUGUCGUUAUUGUGGGAUAUGGUACAGAACAUGACGAAGCAUCCAAUGAAGAAAUAGAUUACUGGAUAGUAAGGAACAGCUGGGGAGAAGACUGGGGAACAAAUGGCUACGUGAAGAUGAGGCGUAAUGAAAACCAGUGUGGUAUAGCAAUUGAUGCAUCCUCUGUGGACUUAUCAGGGUAGUUCUUUAGCGUCUAAUCAAUCCGAUCUAAGUGACACUGCGUAAUUCUAAUCCUUGUAUUCACAGCCACAGUGCCUGUCAGUGAAUGUCCAUCAGCGUUUAGCAAUAUAUAGCUACAUUUAAUGAAGUGUGUUUUGUAUAUGUGUUGGUUGUAAUAAAUAAACAAAAUAAAUAAAGCAAACCUAAUA